UUGUACAACGGUUUAUUCAAGAAGGAAGGAUGACACCUUAUAAAAUUAUAACGAAAACAGUUGUGGAUAGCUUCAAUAUAAAAUAUUAACUUUGUUGACAAAACCAAUCUUAUUACUUAGUAUUAAGGUUGAAAGUAAUUUAUAACAUCUCUAAUACAUACAUUACACCCUACCACUUAUUCAAUGAUAAACAAACCAAAAAAAAAUAAUAAUAAUGAAGUACAAAAGAAAAUAUAAUUACAACUAUAUUGUAACCAAAAAAAAAAACAAUACUCAAUAAAACACGGGGUUGCCGAAUCUUUCUACCGGUUUUCUGACCCGUACACAGGGGUCCGGAUCGUUCACUGCCGGCGCGGCGGCUGGCGCGCUAACGCAAUCAGUUGGACCCGAACUGGGGCACGAAAGUAUUGAAAUCUGCGAUCUCCUUUGUAUCUGAUCUAUGUGCCUCUUAAUAAGUUGACCGUUUUCCCGAGCUACACUAUAAUUACGGGAACCUAUUUUUUUUUCUAUUUUACCCUUAGACCAUUUAUCAUCCCCCGUGCCAAAAUCUCUAACCCAUACCUCCUCUCCUACUUCAAAACUACGCGGGACCCCGCCGGCAUUUUUUAUCUGAUUUUCCUGCGCUUUUUGUGCGUUGGUUACAGCAUUAUUAUUCUUUGCAGUGCAAAGAAGAUCUAAUCUAGAUCGUAAAUUUCUAUGUUGCAACAACAUAGCUGGUGUUUGACCAGUUGAACUAUGAACCGUGUUUCGAUAUACAAAAAGAUAAGACUGCAGCGCUGUGUCAAAAUCAAUUUUUUCGUGUAAAGCUUUCUUUAGAGCUUUUUUGCAGAGCUUUACCGCGUUUUCAGCUGCCCCGUUCGAUGACGGAUGGUACACUGGAGUGAAGGUGUGGUUUAUACCAUUAUGUUCCAUAAAAUUACUUAUUUCUUUGCUAGUGAAUGGGGGUCCGUUAUCAGACACUAUUUCUUUCGGGAGACCAAAUCGAGAAAAUAUUUCCCUUAAAACUUUAAUUACGUCCCUGGCUGUCUGGUGAGACAUUCUAUACGCCUCAAUCCAUUUUGUUGUCGAAUCCACCGCUACAAAAAAAGUAUACCCGUCAAAAGGUCCCAAAAAGUCUAUGUGGAGUCUACUCCAGGGCUCGGCGAGAUAAGGCCACGGGCUAGGGGGCGCGUGCGGCGGAGCGGGCGCCUCUAGCGCACACACUACACACUCUCGGCAAGUUCGCUCAAUAUCCGCGUCUAUUCCGGGCCACCAAACGUAACUACGAGCUAUGCUUUUCAUCUUUACUAUACCCAUGUGUCCCGUGUGCAGUUCUUUUAAAAUACAAUCACGCAGCUCGGAUGGUAUUACCAUCCGAUAUCCCCACAUGAUACAUCCCGAGUCUAAAUAUAAUUCAUUUCGCCUAGAAAAAUAAGGUUCUAUGUCCGAUGCUGGACAUUUAUUUGGCCACCCUGAACGUAAAAACAUACCAAUUCCCGUUAAAAUUUUAUCCUCUUUAACUUUUUCACAAACUAAAUCUUUUGUUAUUGGUAAAAAAUCCUGAACAAAAUUUACAUAUGUUAUUACUUCCCUUUCCACACAGCUGUUUUCGAUAGGUAGCCUAGAUAAUGCAUCCGCGCUAUUUUUUAAUGUCGGUACAUACUCGAUAUCAUAUUGAUACCCUGAUAAAAUAACUGCCCAUCUCUGUAACCUGCUGGCCGCCAUGGUAGGUAUACCUGCCUUUUCACCAAAAAUACUGACGAGCGGUUUGUGAUCAGUCUUUAACAAAAAAUGCCGGCCGUACAAAUAUUGAUGAAACUUUGUGACACCGAAUAUGAUAGCCAAUGCUUCCCUUUGUAUCUGUGAGUAGUUUACUUCAGCCGCACUAAGCGUUCGGGAUGCAUAAGCGACAGGUCUUUCGCGGCCGUCGCGCAUCCUGUGUGAUAUGACCGCCCCCACCCCGCGUGCACUAGCGUCUGUCGUCAGAAUAAUUGGCAAUCCUGGGUCAUAAUGCGCUAGCACCUCGCUUGAAACUAGCAACUGCUUGACAUUCGUAAAAGCCUCUGAACACUGAUCCGUCCAAACAAACUUAGAAUCUUUUCGUAACAACUUAUAUAAAGGAGAUAACAGCAUGCUUAUAUUUUUUACAAAUUUAGCGUAGUACAUUACCAAGCCUAAAAACGAACGCAACUCGGAAAUAUUUUUCGGGACUGGUGCUUUAUUAAUCGCACUCAACUUUUGCGGGCAAGUAUGUACACCCUCUUUACUAAUUACAUAACCUAAAUAAGUCACCGAUUCUGCGAAAAAAGUACAUUUCUCUUUUUUUACUUUUAACCCAAAACGUUUUAACCUUUCCAAAACUUGGUAUAAUGUUUUUACGUGAGAAUUAUUAUCGACUCCUGUUAAAAUCACGUCAUCUAAAAAUACCCCUACUGUAGGCAUGUCGGCAAACAUUUGUUCUAAUUUCCUUUGAAAAAUACCCGGACUAGACGAAAGACCAUAGAUUAAUCGGUUAUAUUUAAAAAGACCUUUGUGUGUAUUGAUCACAGUGUACAUUUUAGAGGGUUCGUCAAGUUCAAAUUGUGCAUAAGCCUGCGACAAAUCUAUUUUCGAAAAUUUUUCCCCCCCAUGUAACUUAGCCAAUAAAUCUUCUACCUUAGGUAAGGGAAAACGGUCCACUUCUAGGCAUUUAUUUAAUGUGAUUUUAUAGUCACCGCAAAUCCGUAUAGAUCCGUCCUUUUUUAUAACGGGUACAAUUGGCGUGGCCCAGUCCGAAGUGUCAACGGGCGCGAUGACGCCGUCCCGCUCCAGCUGUUCAAGCGCCCGCUCCACUGGCUCACGCAGCGCGUAAGCAAGCGGCCGCGCGCGCCGGAACACGGGCCGCGCGCCCUCGCGCACACGCAGCGACACCGCACCACCAGUGAAACGACCCAGACCCUCUUCGAACACAUCACUAAAUCUGGAAAUUAACGAAUCCAUACUUAAUGCCGUAGUACUAGUUCUAACAAAAUUACAAUGUAAAUCGGCAACAUUUAAUCCUAAUUCGUAUAUCCAUUGCCGACCCAACAAAGGAUUUUUGCCUUGUUUCACAACAAACAAAUCUAAUGAGACACAUUUAUUUCUGAACUUGACAGUCGGCCUAAUUUUCCCGAUCGGAACAAUUUUAAUACCAGUAUAAAAGCAUAGCACUAUAUUGGUUGUCAAUAAUGGUAAAUCAUUAAAUUUACUUUUGUAAAAAUCAUAGCUCACACAGGAAAUAGCACUUCCGGUAUCAAUUUCCAUUUGGAUAUUUUUAUUAUCUACUUCAAUACAAGUCAUUAGAGGCUUAUAAAAAUCAUAACUAUAAGUACUACUAAAAUUAUUUAUAUGUACCUCUAAAGGUUGCACCGAUUAUUCUUUCUACAGUACUAGUUAAAAUAGCUGAACACCUAUUGAAAAAUAGAUUAGAGUGGUUAGAUGAGAGCAAGAACCUUUUGUCGAAUAGCCAAUACGGUUUUAGAAGGAACAGAAGCACAUCGGAUUGUAUUGGAAUUUUAACAUCAGAUAUCCGGAUAGCGUUUUCCGAUAAUGAAUCAGUUGGGGCGGUCUUUCUCGACAUAAAGUCAGCGUACGAUAAUAUUAAUUUAUCGAUUUUACGCGAUAAAUUAAUUGAUUUACAAAUCCCUUUAAUGCUAACCAAUUUUAUUAUAAAUCUGAUUUCUGAGAGAUAUCUAAUACUUCAUAUAGAUGAUACAACAAUUGAAAGAACAGCGAUAAAAGGCUUACCACAAGGGUCAGUCAUCAGUCCGUUUGCUUUACAAUGUAUAUACCCAUGAUCUUGAAGAUUCAUUAGAAAGCUCUUGCUCGGUUAUUCAAUAUGCCGAUGAUGUAGUUUUAUACUGUAAUAAUAAAUCUGUAAAUAACAUAAACAACGACAUAAAUUAUUCAUUAUCGUUAUUUAAAAAAUGGUUAGUUAGAAACGGCCUAGAGUUGUCUGUUUCUAAGACAAUUUUAGUGCUUUUUUCCAGGAUGAGAAACUCUCCUUACUUAUACAUUGUGAAUAUACAUCAGCAAAAUGCGAACGUAAUAUUAAUAUUUUAAGAUGUCUUGCUGGCGUUUGGUGGGGCAGCCAUCCAACUUCGUUAAGAUUGCUUUACAUUGCCCUUGUAAGAAGUAUAUUAGAUUACGGAACUUUUUUGUUGGAGCCAGGCAAUGCUAGCGCCUUUCGGAAGUUGGAUGGUAUUCAGUCAAAAGCCUUACGAAUAAUUUCUGGUGCCAUGAGGUCUAGCCCUAUAUGCGCGUUACAGGUUGAAUGCAAUGAUCCUCCAUUACACCUUCGUAGACAGUAUUUAGCCGACAGAUAUUUUUAUAAGGCCGUUCAAUUGACGAACAACACAAUUAUUGAAAAAAUAAGAAUUUUAUCGGAAAAGGUAAUUACAGCUAGUUAUUGGUCUCAUAAGAGCCUUCCGCUACUAGUUAAAUCCUUUAAUAAAUAUAAAGCUGAAGACAUUCCAGUUCAUCACUUCCAUAUUCCUCCUAUCUUUAACACAGACUAUGAUGCUUUAUCUAUUAACCCUAAUAUAAUUUAUAACCUCCACAUCGAUGAUAAGGCUAAUGCAAAUGUCUACUUUAAUGCUAUAGUAACUGAGACUCGGUACCAGUGGCACAAAAUAUUCACUGAUGCGCCUAAAACCGCACAGCAGGACGUUGGAGUUAGAAUCUUCCAUAGCAACUACAAUAUUCAACAAAAAAUACGUCUGCCUCCACAGACUUCAGUUUUUACUGCCGAGUGCCUCGGUAUCUAUAAAGCAGUAGAAUAUAUAAGGCUGGCUAAACUAAAGAAAACAAUUAUUUUUACUGACUCUUUAAGCGCAUUAUAUGCGCUAGCAAAAUUCCCGUUCAGAUCAAAAAAAUAUCCAUUAAUCUUAAAGACAAGGGAGUUGCUUUAUUUAAGCUUAUUAAAAGGAUAUUCGGUUUCUUUUGCCUGGGUACCUAGUCAUUGUGGCAUAAUUGGUAACGAAUAUGCCGAUUACCUCGCUCGAGACGCAGUAAAAUGUGGUGAUCUUUAUUAUUAUAAGAACUAUUCUCAUGAUUUAAUUAAUAUGUCACAAGCAACAUUACAAGAUUCAUGGUUCAGGUUAUGGGUGGAGGGUAAUAAAUCAAAAGCUAAGUACUAUCGCUCAUUACAACCAACUUUACUUACUAAACCUUGGUUUUCAAAAUUAAGGUUUAGUAAAUCCGUUACUACAAUUUUAAUUCGAAUGCGCCUCGGACAUGUUUGUACUCCUGACCGUCUGGCUAAAUACGGGUUAAUAGAUUCGUCCACAUGUGAAUGUGGCGAGGUUGAUGCUGACGUUAACCAUAUUUUCUUUUCUUGCCCCAGAUAUGACAGAACCGCCUUUUUAUGGGCCUACCACACGCACGAGCUUCACCACAGUUUUGCCUGCGCAGGCCGGUUUGUACACGGAACACGGUGCGUGUAGUUGGUAAAACUGUAUCACGCGCCAACGACACAGCGCGGCCUGCGCAUUUUUCGACUUGCUUGAAAUUUUGCCUGCGCAAGCCCGGCCUGCGCGUACUUGUCUGUGCGUGUGGUUGGGCGUUCAGUGUUCAAGCCACAGUCGAGUGUACUUUGUGUCGAAGCUCGCUCGUCGUUUCAUGAAGUCGUUCGUCAUCGUAAGGCAAUGUCCUAAUACAACGCGAUAACGCGAAUGAGCGAUGCGAUCAUAGUACGAUUCGACGAUCAAACAUAUUGAUCUAGAAUAGGUGUCCUAAUAGGCGAUCGCGCGACGCAUUCGCGCGACUAAAAUGUUUAAAAAUCUAUUCGCGCGAACUUAGUUCACGCGAACGCGCAAACAAACCUAUUAAUGAUGAAUAGGUGUCCUAACUGAACAUCGCGGGAUGAUCGUGUCGCGUCGGUAGGUGAGUAGCGGGGAGAGGGGCAGGGCUAACCCGUUCCGUAUUCGCGUUCUAUUAGGACACCCAGUUCGCGAUCACGCGAUGGUCGCAUCGUUUAAUCGCGCGAUGAUCGCGUUAUCGCGUUGUAUUAGGACAAUGCCUCACUCAAAAAUGGCAGAUUUGCGUACGUAUAAUCGCGAAUUCACGUCUGAAUUUAUUAGUUUAUACAAAUCUCUGCCUGCACUCUGGAAAAUUAAAUCUAACGAUUAUUCCGACCUAAAUAAAAAGAACGACGCCUACGAAAGAAUGAUAAAUAAAAUGAAAGAGGUAAGAACAUAAUUUUUGCAAAUAAAUACCUAUGCCUAAUACCUACUACCUACCUACUUGCACAUAUCCUAUUGUUUUUACAUGUUUUUUUUAAUAAAAAACACUUGAAAAAUAGUAGCAUAAGAAAUAUUUCUUCAUUAGGAAACACUGUUUCCACGCCAAUGAUUUCGAUACGAAUGAGGCUUGCGCGUACUUAACUGUGCCGUGUGGUAACGCACAAAGUGUACAGUUUUUUCGUGCGAGAUGCUUGCGCAGGCCAAACUGUGGUGAAGCUUGUGCGUGUGGUAAGCGCAUUAGAUUCAUUGAAGACAAUAUAUAUUCCUUUUCAUACGUCCAUUCCUUCUCUUCUAUAUAAUAAUAAUCCUGAUAUAUACAUAUGUUUAUCCAAGUUUAUCAGAAAAAAUGAUAUAAAAAUUUAGUUUAUCUACAUAUUAAUAUUUUUUCUUUAGUUCCCUUUAUUUACCUAUAUUCCCCUACCUACUCACCUGUUGUUCCUUGUUGUUGUUCAUCGCAAAUCUCCUUUUUUUUUCUUCUUGUUCAUAUCGUUUCCUACUUUUUACCAUCUGUAAUCACCACAUAUCCAACUACCAACUAUCCAUAUUCCGCUCCUCUAAUCGAACAAUUUUAAUCGAUGUACUAACCUUGCAUAUGGCAAAUGGCAACAUUAGCCGUCAUAAUAAAAGAAGAAGAAAUUAAAAAUUGCACGAAGUAUUAUUGACACGUGCUUAAUAUGAUUGUGUAAUUAAUAUUAGCACAGAAUACUAUUUAAGUGUCCUUUUUAUGUGGAAUUACAAAUUAUAUACUUUUUUGUGUUUUUUUAAAACAGUAUGUGUUGAUGUACUCAUAAAUAUCUUAUGACAAGAAAUAGCAGUGAGAAAUUCUUGUAUAAAAACAAGAUUUACUGAUCUUUUUAUUGUUUAAAAAUGAGAAACAAAUCAAUGGUUAAGAAAAAAAGAAAUGGUUUUAAAGGAUCUACUUUAAAGAGUAAAAAAAAACAUAAUGACAAGGACGUUAUAAAUAAGAAAGCUAUCUUCAAUCGUUACAAAAAUAAACAGAAGGUAGAAGAAGAGAUAUCAAAAAAAGUUUUUAUGGAACGAAAGUUCCAGCAUGAGAAGGUUGACUAUUCUGAAAGUGAGGAAGAUGAAAAUGCUUUUGAACAGCUAUUAUCUUGCUUUAAUAACAAUGAAAAAGAUAAAUAUGUUGUUGAAAGUGAUGCAGAAAGUGAUCUUGAUUUAGAGCUCUCAAAAACCAUGGAGGUUGAUGGUAUGGAAAAUGUAGUAGAAAGUGAUAGUGAUGGCUCAGAUGGUGAAAUUAAAAGCUCACAUAAUAGUGAUGAUGAUGAGGAAAUUUCUGAUGAUCCUUUUAAAAAACAUAUGCAGUUUGAAUUGGGGGAUGAAUUACUUGUGUCAUUAGCUAACUCCACUCCUACAGUCCAACAUGUGAAUAAAUUGUGGCCAGUUAUUUGUAAUGCUAAAAUUACAAUACCUAAACCUGUACAGAUAGAGUCAAAUAAGAUUAAACCAAAAUUUUCUAUUAUACAAGAAAAGAUAGUAGCACCUACUGGAACUGUUCCACAAUUGAUCAGUGAUGUGGAUUUUCAGAAAUUACAUAUUAAAUCACAGAUUCAUGGGAAUAUUGUAUCUGCAAAUAAGAGAAAUCUCAUAAAACGAGACUUGGAAUUGAAUGAAAUAUUUACACCAUUGCAAAAAGAAUUAUUUUCCGUCAUCAACAAUUACCAAGACUUAUAUUUUACAGAAAGAAAUUUUAGUAAUGCUGAAGAAAUUCGCUAUAUUUAUUGUCUUCAUGCAGUUAAUCAUAUGUUAAAAACCAGAACUAAAAUUAUUCAUCACAAUGUUAAGUUAUCCAAAAAAUCUGAUGUAUGUGAUGAAUACAGAGAUCGUGGAUUAGUACGACCAAAAGUUUUAAUCAUGGUUCCCUUCAAAGAUGCAGCAUACAGAGUUGUGAAAACAUUAAUGGAUAUUCUAGUACCCAAAGAGACUGGUCAGGUGGUUAAUAAAAAAAGAUUUGAAGAAGACUUUACUGGUGGCGAAAUAUUUAUGCCUAAAAAGAAUCCUAAGCCAGAGGAUUAUGAAUUAUUAUUUAGUGGUAAUACUGAAGAUACCUUUCGUCUAGGUAUGACAAUAACGAAAAAGACGAUGAAGCUCUAUACAGAUUUUUACUCUUCGGACAUUAUUGUCGCAUCACCACUAGGUCUACGGAUAUUGGUGGGUGCUGAAGGCGAGGAAGAGCGUGAUUAUGAUUUUCUGGCGUCAAUAGAACUGCUUAUUAUGGACCAAGCAGAUGUCUUUCUUAUGCAGAACUGGGAUCAUUUGUUACAUGUUAUUGAUCACUUCCAUUUGCAACCGAAAAAGACACACGACACAGAUUUUUCUCGAGUAAGAAUGUGGGCUGUUAAUGGUUGGUCCAAAUAUUAUAGGCAAACCUUAAUUUUCUCAGGAGUUUCCUUACCAGAGCUAAAAUCCGUUUUUAAUAAGAAGUGUCAAAAUUAUGCUGGCAAAGUUGUUGUAGAGAAUCCUGUUGAGACUGGCAGCAUUCAGCAAGUUUUAUUGCAAGUGCCCCAAGUAUUCCACAGGUUCAAGUCGGAGAGUCCUCUGGCAUCAGUGGAGGCUCGGUUCGAAUACUUCAUAAAGGAGAUUCUACCAAAGCAGAGAGAUCCGUUGAUGAGUCAUACUCUAAUAUACGUUCCAAGUUAUUUCGAUUAUGUGCAAAUAAGGAAUUACUUUAAGAAAGAGGACAUCGGUUUCGUACAAAUAUGUGAAUAUUCUAAGGAUUCGAAAAUAGCACGAGCCCGUGAUAUGUUCUUUCACACAGAAGCCCAUUUUCUGCUAUAUUCUGAGAGAGUGCAUUUCUUCAGGAGGUUUAGGAUUAAAGGCAUUAGGCACAUAAUAUUUUAUCAGCCGCCAACAUACCCACAUUUCUAUUCGGAAAUUUGUAAUCUCAUGCAGGAGUGCAACCAGAACAAGUACGGAGGCAGCGAGUGCAAUAUGAGCGUGACGGUGUUAUACAGCCAGUACGACGCACCGCGCGUUGCCUCCAUACUGGGCGUCAAGCGGCUAACUAGCGCGCUGCAUGACGAUCAGCGUGUACACGUGUACAUGACAGGGGACUGACCGACUGACGUAUUAUAAGAAUUAACUGUACAUAUGUACAUACCUCGUGACAAAUUGUAAUGCAAUAAAAUAAGAUUAUCUACAUUA
This is a messenger RNA of Chilo suppressalis (striped riceborer), 9401 nucleotides long. NCBI's taxonomy places the organism in Eukaryota, Metazoa, Arthropoda, Insecta, Lepidoptera, Crambidae. The record is from the annotation of a GenBank genome assembly.